GCCAAUAGAGUCGGGGUAGGGGGCGUGGCGGGAAGUUUGAAACUUGUAACUUUUGGGAGUUGAUCCUCAAACUGGUUUGCACCCACAGGUGGAGUUGGACCCCGGCAUCCUCUCCUCUACCCUGCGGGCCCUGUCCCGACCGCUAGUGGAGAUGGGCUCAGCCAAGAGCCUCCCAGCCACUCCAGCACGGCCUCCACCACAUAACAAGCAUCUGGCUCGAGUAGCAGACCCUCGCUCGCCUAGUGCUGGCAUCCAGCGCACGCCUAUCCAGGUGGAGAGCUCUCCACAAACAAGCCUGCCAGCCAGAGAAGAGCUGGAGGACCCUAAGCAGGCCCAGGACUCAGAUCCUCGCUCUCCUACCCUUGGCAUUUCACGGACACCUAUGAAGACCAGCAGUGUAGACCCUGAGAGUCCACUGGUGACACAGCUGAGUGAAGUAUUUGAGACUGAAGCCUCGAAACCAAAUCUUCCCCCAGAGCCUGUUCUGGCCCUGGGAGCAGUUUCAUCUUCUGAACUGGACUUGUCUGUGGAUACUCAGAUAUCCUUGGAAGACCAGACAAAACCUCGGAACCAGAUCAAGCUCCCCUCUAAACAGGCGUUGUCCAAGGAGGAAGCUAGACAGCCCACUGAAACCCCGGUGGCCAGCCAGAGCGCAGACAAGCCCGCGAGAGAUCCUGAGACUCCCCAGUCUUCAGGUUCUAAGUGCAGUAGACGGAAACAAAACAGCAAGGUCCUAGGGAGAUCUCCCCUCACCAUCCUGCAGGAUGACAACUCCCCUGGGACCCUGACACCACGACAGGGUAAGCGGCCUUCUCCUCUGAGUGACAAUGUCAGGGAACUAAAGGAAGGAGCCAUUCUUGGAACUGGACGACUUGUGAAAACUGGAGGGCGAGCACGGGAGCCAGCCCAGGACCAUGACAAAGAAAAUCAGCACUUUCCUUUGGUAGAGAACUAAGCCCAGUGUGGGCCCAACCUGGACUCAUGCAGUGCCUGGUAACCUUGUGUCCUUUCAGACCUCCUUGCCCAGAGAGACUGGAGAAAGGCUUGUUUGCUUUGACUUCUCUUAAACUACCAACUCGGGGACUUAGAGCUUUAUUGGGCUUUCUUUGUGUCUUAUGUAUUUCUUGUAUAUUAAAGGAAUUUUUUUUUGUCUUUUUGAGA
This is a messenger RNA of Chinchilla lanigera (long-tailed chinchilla), 1161 nucleotides long. RefSeq names its product cell division cycle associated 3 (gene Cdca3). Bases 152 to 955 code for a protein of 267 amino acids. The transcript has 6 exons. The record is from RefSeq and is a predicted model, not a curated record. NCBI's taxonomy places the organism in Eukaryota, Metazoa, Chordata, Mammalia, Rodentia, Chinchillidae.